Molecule: messenger RNA, 2059 nt
Organism: Myripristis murdjan (pinecone soldierfish)
Lineage: Eukaryota; Metazoa; Chordata; Actinopteri; Holocentriformes; Holocentridae
Gene: cetp
Product: cholesteryl ester transfer protein, plasma
Exons: 17
Coding region: 1-1506 (501 amino acids)
Biological process (GO): low-density lipoprotein particle remodeling; cholesterol homeostasis; very-low-density lipoprotein particle remodeling
Cellular component (GO): high-density lipoprotein particle
Molecular function (GO): cholesterol binding; cholesterol transfer activity; phosphatidylcholine binding
Source: RefSeq, a predicted model, not a curated record
AUGCCUUGUGACGUUUUCCCACCGCUGGUCCUCCUGCUGCUCCUGUCUGUGUUCAGGACGUCCCACGGCUGCCUGGACGAUCCUGUCUUGGCCUAUCGGUUCAGCGGAGCCAUCUGCAGGCUCACCUACCCGGCUGCCGCUGUCUUGAAUGAGAAAACCACCAAAGUGAUUGAGGCGGCAUUCCAGCACGCCAGGUACCCCAGUGUGAAGGGAGAGAAGUCACUGCCUCUUAUAGGCAAAGUGACAUACGGCCUGGACAAUCUGGAAAUCCACAACCUGUCGAUUGGUCGGAGUGAGUUUGAGUUACGUCCAGGUGAAGGUAUCGCCAUGGAGAUAAGUAAUGUGUCCGCCAUCUUCAGAGGGACCAUCCAGUAUGGAUACGGCAGCUGGAUGGUCGAUGUUGCAAAUUCAGUUGACUUUGAGGUUGAGUCUCAGAUUGAUCUUGGAAUCAACCCCAAACUUUAUUGUGGAAAAGGGAAGGUGGCGGCGGACACCUCAGACUGUUAUCUGAACUUUCACAAGCUCGAGCUCCUGCUGCAGGGAGACAGAGAACCUAACUGGCUCAAGAGGCUCUUCACCAACUUCAUCACCUUCACUGUCAAACUGGUCAUCAAGGGACAGAUCUGUAAUGAGAUCAACAAGGUGGCAAACAUAUUGGCCGACUUUAUCCAAGACACAGCUGAGCAGUUCCUGAGUGACGGGGACAUCAGCGUGGAUAUCGGGAUCGCAGCUCCUCCUGUCAUCACUGACAACUAUAUAGAGUCGUACCACAAGGGCCUGACCAACUACAACAACUUUUCUUCAGUCAUCAAUGCGUCUGUUUUCCACCCGAGUCACCUGACUGAACACAAGAUGCUCUACUUCUGGGUUUCAGACCAGGUCUUUAACCCGAUGAUUACCGCUGCCCACCAGGACGGCCGCUUUCACCUCAACAUCUCUGGAGCAGAAGUCAGUGAAAUUCUCAAGACGGAUCUCUCCAGUGCCACGCCUGACUUCAUAAGCCAGUGCCUGUUGGAGUCAGGUUCUCCAGAGCUCAGGGUGUGGAGCUCAUCCGCUCCCCGGCUGCAGACCUCUGUGCUGGGAGGCAGUGUGAGGGCGCAGGCCUCUGGGGAGCUGCACUGUGGAAGUCCACACACACUCCGACUCCUCUUCCAAACGGAGGUAGAGGUGGUGGUCACAGCUUCCUACGCUGACAAGAAACUCUUCCUCCAGGGCAACACCUCAGAGAUCUCUGUGCUACAGGCAGAGCUGCCAUCAUCCAACCAGCAGCAGCUGGAUGAGGCACAGCUGGAGUACAUAAGAGAGGCUGUGGAGAAGAUAGGCAUCCCUAAAGUCUUGUCUGUUCUGGAGCCAGAACUCACCAGGCUCCUGGACAAACAGGGAGUCAACUUGUUUGACAUCAUCAACCCAGAAGUCCUUCCUCGGGAUGGUUUUGUGGUAAUCCAGAUGGACUUUGGUUUCCCUCAUCAUCUCCUGGUGGAGUUCCUCAGGAAGACACUGGAGUGACCGUGCACCCGUCCUGCGCCUCGGGCCGGAUUGUUGCUGAUAUCACGAUUAUGCCCUUCAGUUACAUUCAGGAGACACAGUGAUGUAGCUCGUUCAGGACAUACAAAGCAGGCCUCUGGUUUCAUAUUAUGAGCAAAAAGUUUGAACAUGUUUUGGUUAAUAAUAUUGUUUGGCUGUAGCUACCUCUUACAUUCUUUUUCAGUAUCAAAAUAACACGGAUGUGGGCCAGCUUGCCACUGACAUGCUUUCAUUUCCAAUGAAUGCAUUUAGGAUAAUUCUUUGGGAGGUUUUGUUUUAAAUGUGAAAUGCCCACCCACUCUUCUUUUGCUUUGUAACAAAAAGUUAAGCUAGGCAGUUGCGCUUAUAGACAGGCCUCAUGAAAAACCCGAUUUCUAACUGUGACUGUAAAAAGGCGUUGGUUUACUUCCUCAAACCUCUUAAAGAUGACUGAAUGAAUAAACCCUUGGGUGCUGAUUCUAUGAUUGUCUCUACACUCUCCACAGGUUGUCUGGUAAGAACAGGAAUGAUGUUGAUGAUGAUGUUAAAGGCUUAA